Molecule: messenger RNA, 7130 nt
Organism: Acipenser ruthenus (sterlet)
Lineage: Eukaryota; Metazoa; Chordata; Actinopteri; Acipenseriformes; Acipenseridae
Product: C-Jun-amino-terminal kinase-interacting protein 3
Exons: 32
Coding region: 764-4735 (1323 amino acids)
Biological process (GO): vesicle-mediated transport
Cellular component (GO): cytoplasm
Molecular function (GO): kinesin binding; MAP kinase scaffold activity; signaling receptor complex adaptor activity
Source: RefSeq, a predicted model, not a curated record
AGACAUCCUGCUAGAGCUUGCUCCCUGCAGACUCGCUGACGUCACCGCAGCGGUCAGCUGGCAGUGUUAUCCAAGCAGGGAGGGUCCCGAUUAUUCCACACAGAACACAAGCAUCGUCACUGACCCAGCGCUUUAAUGGAAAUACAAAUCAGAAUGAAUAUGAAAUAAAAGCGAGGACGCGGACAGGGGGAAACGGGGAAAGCGUUUUUAUGUAUUUCUUUUGUUGUCCAUGUUUUGAUUGCAUGGUUGGGCGGCAGGUGCAUUACAGCCGAGGACAGAUUUCGUUGUUUUCUUUACAGUUUUUUUUAAAAAAAUCGUCAUUAAAAUGGACAGACACAUAUUGAUUAGAAUCGUUCCCGAAAUGGAUUAAAUUGAGUUUUGUUUGAUGUAAGACGGUACCGGUAGCAACGGGACGCAUCUUGCAAAAACAACGAAGGCAGCAUCCUGGCUAAGGGCAGGGCUGGGAUUGCUGUCUCCGCCUCUGCGUUCAAUCUAUUUAUUAUACUGAAUACACGAAAUAAAUGCACGUAGCUUUAAGAAUUCGGGUAUUUUGUAAUUAUUUGAGCAAAAUAAAAUAUUUAAUCGAGCUGCAGUUUAUAUAAAAUUGUAUAAUAAAUAAUUUAAAAACAAAAGAAACAAAAUAUUCCUAAUUGGUGUGGAUACAUUUUCUUCGCUGCACACUCUGAGUCCUAGCUAGCCCGCGGGCUGUCUCCCCCUGUGCUGUGUUGCUGCAGUGGAGAGCAGCGCCACAAAGCCGGACAAGAUGAUGGAGAUUCAGAUAGACGAGGUGGUGUACCAGGAUGACUACGGCUCUGUGUCAGUGAUGUCGGAGCGAGUGUCGGGCCUGGCGAACAGCAUCUACCGCGAGUUCGAGCGGCUGAUCUGUUGCUAUGACGAGGAGGUGGUGAAGGAGCUCAUGCCGCUGGUAGUGAACGUGCUCGAGAACCUGGACUCGGUGCUGACGGAGAACCAGGAGCACGAGGUGGAGCUCGAGCUGCUGAAGGAGGAUAACGAGCAGCUCCUCACACAGUACGAGAGGGAGAAGGCGCUGCGCAAGCAAGCGGAGGAGAAGUUCAUUGAGUUCGAGGAUGCCCUGGAGGGGGAGAAGAAGGACCUGCAGACCCAGGUGGAGGUGCUGGAGCUGCAGACCAGGCAGCUGGAACUCAAGACCAGGAACUAUGCUGACCAGAUGACCCGUCUGGAGGAGCGUGAGUCAGAGAUGAAGAAAGAUUACAACACCCUCCACCAGAGACACACAGAGAUGAUCCAGACAUAUGUGGAACACAUUGAGAGGUCCAAGAUGCAGGUUGGAACUAACAACCAGACUGACAGAGUUGGCAGCGGAAGAACUCAGCGCCACAAGUGGAGGAUAAGCAGAACGGAGCGACCUCCAUCACUCAACCUGUUCCCCAGCGCAGAGGGCAUGGAUGAUGAGUCUGAAUCGGGCCAGUCAUCUGCAGCCGCUACUCCCAGCACAACCGGAACCAAAUCCAACACACCCACUUCUUCUGUGCCCUCUGCCGCUGUCACGCCCAUCGAGACCCCAGCCUUCCAGCCAAUCAACGGCUUUGACAUCACUCAGAACAACAAGAAGGAGGGAGGAGCCAAGAGGCAGAGCAGGAACAUGGAGGUGCAGGUCUUUCCAGAUACCAAGAACGUUGGCAUAGGCGUUGGAUGUGUUGUUGGUGUCUCAGGGAUGGGCAGCAGUGACGAAUGGUGUGAUGUUCUCGAUCUCAUCGAUUCCACCCCAGAGCUCGACAUGGCCCCGGACCCCCGGCUCCAUCGCACUGGAAACAGCCCGACACAGGGGAUUGUAAACCAGGCUUUCGGUAUCAACACAGACUCGCUGUACCAUGAGAUCUUCACUGCCGGCUCGGAGGUUAUAGGGGAUGUGGAUGAGGGGGCCGACCUGCUUGGGAUGGGGAAAGAAGUGGAGAACCUUCUGAUAGAGAACACACAGCUUCUGGAGACCAAGAACGCCCUGAACAUCGUGAAGAAUGACCUGAUCGCCAAGGUGGAUGAGCUGUCGAGCGAGCAGGAGGUUCUGCGAGGGGAGCUGGAGGCUGUGAGACAGACCAAGAACAAGGUGGAGGGCAGGAUCAAGGAGCUGGAGGAGGAGCUCCGACGGGUGAAGGCAGAAGCUCUGGGUGCUCUGCAGGAGUCCAAAGACGAAGGCGUGGAAGAUUACUCUUCCCCGCUACAGGAUGACGUGCCCAUGACCCAGCGGCGGCGCUUCACUCGGAUAGAGAUGGCUCGCGUGCUCAUGGAGAGGAACCAGUACAAGGAGAGGCUGAUGGAGCUGCAGGAGGCUGUGCGAUGGACUGAGAUGAUCAGGGCCUCUCGUGAAAACCCCCAAAUGCAAGAGAAGAAAAAGUCUACCAUCUGGCAGUUUUUCGCCCGUCUCUUCAGCUCUUCCUCCAGCCCGCCCCCUGCCAAGCGGCCCUACACUGCGGUCAACAUCCACUACAAGUCCCCCACGCCAGCUGGAUUCCCCCAGCGCCACAACCACACCAUAUGCCAGAUCUCCACCACGGGCCGCACGCACCAGUUUUUCCCGGAGGACGACUGCGCACUGUCGGCCCGGCGAGAGCAGCGGCGUGAGCAGUACCGUCAGGUCCGAGAGCACAUGCGCAGCGACGACGGGCUCAUGCAGGCGUGCGGCUGGAGCCUGCCCCCGCGCUUCAAACAGACAGGCCCACCGGCAGAGCACUCGCAGGAGGGGCCACAGAAGAAACGGCAGCUGAGCCCCAACGGAGGUCAAGAGGACAACCGCAUGAAGAACGUGCCUGUGCCAGUGUACUGUCGCCCCCUAGUGGAGAAGGACCCAACCAGAAAGCUGUGGUGUGCUGCUGGAGUGGACCUGACAGGCUGGAGGCAUGCUGAGGAGAGUGUGGUCAACGGGCUGAAGACAUUGUCCAGCAGCUCUGACCCACUGACCGGGGAGGGAGAGGGGGAGGGGGAGGAGAGCAGGAGCAACCACAGCUCUCCUGAGAAGAAGAAGGUGAAGGAAGGUCCCGAGACAGACGCCCUGUCCAGUCGGGUGUGGAUCCUCACCAGCACACACUCCGCCAGCAAGGUGGUGAUCAUUGACGCCAACCAGCCUGGCUCACUGGUGGAUCAGUUCAACGUGUGCAACGCCCAUGUGCUGUGCAUCUCCAGUGUGCCAGCGGCCAGCGACAGUGACUACCCGGCUGGAGAGAUCUUCCUGGACCCAGGUGAGGGCGGCUCGGAGGAGGCAGGCGGGGUGGAGGGCAUGCUGGCCGGGAUCACCCUGGUGGGCUGUGCCACCCGCUGCAGUGUCGUCCGCAGCAACUGCUCCUCGCGCACAGACACACCCAUACUGGACAAGGGCCAGGCUCCGAUCAGCAGCAGCAAAAUCAACCUGUCCCAGUCUGCAGAGGAAGCUACUGAAGCUACAGAGGUGUCGGAGCCAACAGCCAGCGAGACGGUGCCGGUGUCAGCACGGCCCGGUCCAUUCACAGAGCACGUCUUCACUGACCCGGAGUCAGCCAGGCCAGGGGCCAGCGGGCAGGGCAGGGAGGCAGGGCAACCCAAGGAGGAGUCCAGCACAGUGACAUCACAAGAGCCAGAGGAGGCAGGGGAGGAGCCUGGUGCAGUCACAAGCUCCGCCCCCACCAUGUGGCUCGGGGCUCAGAACGGCUGGCUCUAUGUUCACUCUGCUGUGUCCAAUUGGAAGAAAUGCCUGCACUCAAUCAAGCUGAAGGACUCUGUUCUCAGCCUGGUACACGUGAAGGGCCGCGUGCUGGUGGCAUUAGCAGACGGGACACUGGCUAUCUUCCACAGAGCUGAAGACGGACAAUGGGACCUCAGUAACUACCACCUGAUGGACCUGGGCCGGCCUCACCACUCCAUCCGCUGCAUGGCCAUGGUCCACGACAGGGUGUGGUGCGGCUACAAGAACAAGAUCCACGUCAUCCAGCCCAAGACCAUGCAGAUCGAGAAAUCGUUCGACGCUCACCCGCGGCGGGAGAGCCAGGUCCGGCAGCUGGCGUGGAUUGGGGACGGGGUGUGGGUGUCGAUUCGACUGGACUCCACGCUGCGGCUCUACCACGCUCUCACGCACCAGCACCUGCAGGACGUGGACAUCGAGCCCUACGUCAGCAAGAUGCUGGGUACUGGAAAGCUGGGCUUCUCGUUUGUGCGAAUCACAGCUCUGCUGAUCGCAGGGAACCUGCUGUGGGUAGGGACAGGGAACGGAGUGGUGAUCUCUAUCCCUCUGACUGAGACUGUAGUCCUACACCGGGGACAGCUCCUGGGUCUGAGGGCCAAUAAGACAUCCCCUUCCUCCUUGGAGGGCGGCCGGUCGGGAGGAGUGAUCCACGUGUACGCCGAUGACAGCACGGAGCGCACGGCCGGGAGCUUCAUCCCUUACUGCUCCAUGGCCCAGGCGCAGCUCUGCUUCCACGGGCACCGGGACGCUGUCAAGUUCUUCGUGUCAGUGCCAGGCAACGUGCUGGCCACCCUGAAUGGAAGCGUUCUCGACAGCCCAACAGAAGCCCCUGGCUCCACAGCACCCCCUGAAGCCGACUCCCAGCGCCUGCACAACGUCCUGGUACUGAGUGGAGGAGAGGGCUACAUUGACUUCCGCAUUGGCGAUGGCGAGGAUGAUGAGACAGAGGAGGGAUCCAGCGAGGCUCCGCAGGUCAAAUCCACCCUGUCCAAGGCAGAGCGCAGCCACAUCAUCGUCUGGCAGGUGUCUUAUGUGCCAGAGUGAGGACAGACAGACACAGACAGAACUGCACCCCCUCCCCCAAAACAGCACCCUGCAUCCUACCACAAAAACAACAACACUGAGAAACCUGCUUCCACUGGAACCUCCCUGUCCCUUGUCCCCCGUUCCCCAUCCUCGUCCCCCCAGCCCAGCCCCCCAUACUUCCACUGGAACCUCCCUGUCCCCCGUCCCCCAUCCCCGUCCCCCCAGUCCAGCCCCCCAUGCUUCCACUGGAACCUCCCUGUCCCCCGUCCCCCGUCCCCCAUCCUCGUCCCCCCAGUCCGGCCCCCCAUGCUUCCACUGGAACCUCCCUGUCCCCUGUCCCUCAUCCCCGUCCCCCGAGUCCAGCCACCCAUGCUUCUGGUCUACAGGGGCUCGCCACGAACCUUGUAACAAAGCUAAUGAAGUUAAAAGGAACUUAAUACAAUGACAAACAACAUUGAGAAAGGUUUCCAGUCAAAAAGUUUGCCAUUGAAUUUAUUAUCACCUAGCUAUGAAAUCUUCUUGAAAGAUGCAAAGAAAUCAGUCCACUGUAUUGAAUCGUGGAGGGAUUUGUGAUGCUGAUGUCUGUUGGCUCUUUUCUGUCGGUGGAAUUGCCAGUCCAGUUUUAAAGCUGCUUUGUAGAGCAGGCUCUUUACCAGAUUUACUGUGGAGUGUCAAAAACCAGUUAGAAAGUUAACCGAAUAAUUCCAGAUUUGACCUCAUUUGCUUUGCUUUUUAGGUCUCACGUGUUCUUGUAUGAAAGAUGCACACAUUAUGGUAAAGGUGUAUAUGAGUGAAAACAUUAUUUUGUACAUUUUCUAGUACUUACGAGAGAGGCCACAGGGUGAAUGACUUUAGGCUGGUUUCACAGACCCUGAUUUGCACUGAUUUUGGAUUACUUUACCUAAAGUAACAUUAGGUAAUCCGAGAUUAACCCCUAAUCACGGUCUGUGAAACCAACCCUUAGUGUUUUCAAUGUCUCUGCAUUUAAGUGCAGGACUGAAAAAUGUACAAGAUUGUUUUUUUAUUUAUUAAUUCCAGAGGAAAAAAAACAAAACAUUAAAAAUGAAAUGUUUACGAUAAUGUGUGCAUGUUCAUACCUGAAAAUCCAUACAAAUUGACGGUAAUUUAAUUGUAAUAUUUACUGGAUUUGUUAGCUGUACCUCUGAAAGAUAACACAGCAGCCAAAGCCAUCCACAACCCUAACAACUGUAUAUAUUGUAUUAUUAUUUUAAAGUAUUUAUUUAUUGUUUUAAAAAGCAUUUAACAGAGUCGAUACCAAACCUCAAAACAAUAGUCAAGCAAACCAAAUGUAGGAAAUAAGAGAGUAGGAGAGAGCACAGGGGUCAGAAGUGAAGCUAGGAAAACAGAAAUACUGACCUCCGACGACAGACAUCUCGACUAGAAGUCUUUAACAACGUUGAAUCAUUUUCUUUUAGUACUUCUGAAUCCAGCACUUGAGUGUUUAAUGGUUAUGGAUGAGAAGACUGCACUGGCCCUAUAGCAGGACAGCCUCCAUGCUGUGUAACAUUCUUGAGCCAGAGCUCAGGAUGACUUGCUUCCAGACAUCUAGCCAAUAGAAGCUGCAGCUCACACAAGGAAUAUCUGCACCCAAGUCAAAGAGAGCAGCAGUCUUAGCAAUGGGACUUACCAACUGCAAGGACUGUUUAAUGGAAUCAGGAUCCGUUUGGCUUCCUGGGAUUUCAAUAACUUAUUGCCUCGUGGCAUUUCUUAAUUAGCAAGCUUUGGUCGUGUUGCUCCGGUUCCUUGGCUGGUGCAACAUUCAUCGAGUUAGAAUCCAGACCCCAGCUACACUCCAAUAACUCAUUACUGCUACAAACUGCAGACCAGCUACACAAGAACUCGUUACCCUUGUGCUGCCCCGCUGUGACCAGCAGCAAGGGGAGCGCUGGCAGUCUCAGUCCGUGCUGCCCCGCUGUGACCAGCAGCAAGGGGAGCGCUGGCAGUCUCAGUCCGUGCUGCCCCGCUGUGACCAGCAGCAAGGGGAGCGCUGGCAGUCUCAGUCCGUGCUGCCCCGCUGUGACCAGCAGCAAGGGGAGCGCUGGCAGUCUCAGUCCGUGCUGCCCCGCUGUGACCACCGGCAGUCUCAGUCCAUGCUGCUGCCCCGCUGUGACCACCGGCAGUCUCAGUCCGUGCUGCUGCCCCGCUGUGACCAGCAGCAAAGCCAGGGGAAUGGUGGCCAGCUUUAUCUCUCCGCUAUGUUAUGUAUGUAAACUACCUUGUUUGUUGUGACCCAGGGGCUUGUACACUCGCUGCUUAGUAUCCUGAUGUACGAAGAGGCUUCUUGUAAAGACUGCUGUAAGAUUAUCUCCCCGCUUCUUUCCCUUUGCUAUGUAAUACACUCAUUAAACAUGGAACUUUAUCUGUAUGUAAUAAACAUAUUCAUGUUAUGAAA